This is a messenger RNA of Zerene cesonia (dogface butterfly), 1232 nucleotides long. RefSeq names its product protein ABHD11-like. Gene Ontology annotation, cellular component: mitochondrion. The transcript has 3 exons. The record is from RefSeq and is a predicted model, not a curated record. Bases 53 to 982 code for a protein of 309 amino acids. Lineage: Eukaryota; Metazoa; Arthropoda; Insecta; Lepidoptera; Pieridae.
CAGCUAUUGUCAUAGGGAACCAUCAAAAUUCACAGUUGUUCAAAACAAAAAUAUGUUAUUUAACAGGUUUCGACCUCAAAAUUUAUUUCGACUUAGUCCAAAUAUAUGUUCAAUUACUCCGCGGUGCUUAAAAUCUGACUCCAGCAAUGCAGAAACAGUGGAACUGGCUUACUCGUCGUAUGAGAGCACCGACAUUGAUACAUCCAAAAGACCACCUCUUGUGAUCUUACAUGGGCUAUUAGGUUCAAAAAAUAACUGGAACAGUAUGAGUAAAGCUAUCCAUAAGGCAACGGGGAGGAAAAUAAUUAGUGUAGAUGCUCGCAAUCACGGAGAUAGUCGGCAUUCUUCACAACAUACUUAUAUUCAUAUGGCCCACGAUGUGAUAAAAUUAUUAAAGAAAUUAGAGAUAUCAAAAGUAUCUGUCCUGGGGCAUAGCAUGGGCGGCCGUACUGCUAUGGUUUUAUCGCUUCUUUGUUCUGACCUUGUAUCAAGUUUAAUAGUGGUGGAUAUAUCACCAGUGAAAACAAGUCCUCAAAUAUUUACAAUGAUGAAUCUCUUUGACGCAAUGGCAGCUGUAUCCAUAAGGUCUGGUAUUGCCAUGUCAAAAGCGAGAAAGCUAGCUGAUGAACAGCUGAAAAAUGUUUCGCCAGAUGUAAAUUUGAGAAACUUUUUGAUAACAAAUUUAAUUCAAACAAAUACCGGGUCGUAUACUUGGAGAGUGAACUUACCAGCCCUAAAAGAGAAUUUCCAGAACUACAUAUCACAUUUUCCAUCAAGUCUGAAAGGACUCCAAUAUUGUGGACCCACUUUAUUUAUUGGAGGUUCCCUCUCGGAUUAUAUUGGCAAAAAUGAUUUACCCGAGAUUCAAGAAUACUUCCCACUAGCUGACUUGGUGUUCAUAGAUGGCGCUGGGCACUGGGUGCAUAGCCAAAAGCCAGAAAAAUUCUUAGAAACUGUUUGCAAAUUCCUAUCAGAUAAAUAAUGUUUGGAAUAACAAAUUAGAUAAUUGUUGAACAAAUAUACACUAUUAUGGUUACCGAUAAGUAGAAUAAUAAUAUACUAAUUAAAUAUUUUGUUUGUUUUCAUAUCUCUGUGGAUGUGGUAAGACACUUAUGAGGAAAUGCUUGGAAGUUUCCUGUUGCCAUAUCAAUACUAUGUAUAGCAUUCCUGGUUUGUUAGGUCCUGGUGUACAAAUUUGUGCAAAAUGUGACUCUUUUGUUAUUAAACAUUAC